Phaeoacremonium minimum UCRPA7 is the source of this 666-nucleotide messenger RNA. RefSeq lists its product as hypothetical. The record is from RefSeq and is a predicted model, not a curated record. The transcript is spliced from 2 exons. The coding region runs from base 1 to 666 and encodes 221 amino acids. NCBI's taxonomy places the organism in Eukaryota, Fungi, Ascomycota, Sordariomycetes, Togniniales, Togniniaceae.
AUGUUCCCCAAACCACGAGUUCUAGCGGUCAAGCGCAUCAUUGACCCUGAAGAAUAUCUGGACUUGAUGGACAGGGAGGAUGCGGGCAAUAACACCAUGGUGUUAGACGCCCGACCCAGGCCGCCGCAGGACGAUGCAAGCGCUCAAUCUUCGAUUCCGCAGGCGGAGAUAGAGUCUUCUGCUCCGUACCAGCCGUUCCACACAGACAAGCGUGUGGCGAUUUACGAGUACGCACCGGAGCAGCCGUCAACGGCUCAACAAGUCGCUCUUGUCUCUGAAAUGCUUGGAGACUCACUCCAGCUUGAGAAACCCAAGCCGUCCAAAUCUAAGCGGAAGGCAUCUCCGUCAUUCUCGCCAGCACAAGCACCUGUAAAGGACACGUCUGUCUGGGUAUUUGGCCAGCCGAUCGAGGCUACUCGGCUCGAUCUCGGCCAUUAUCAGAUUACCGAAGAGGAGUCUUUCAACAUGUCGACUGACGACACUCGGGCUUUGCCUCCGUCCGCUAUUGAGCGUGAACGUGUGCUGCAGCGUUUUGGCGAGAACGAGGAGCAGAUCGUGGUCACAACUCGGCGACGACGAGGGGCUGGACGUGCCGCCGAUACGGACGACGAUGGGUUCUUUGAGGAUGACUGCGAGGUGUUGGACUUUGCCGACCAGAGAGUGUGA